Messenger RNA from Cyprinus carpio (common carp), 1489 nucleotides. RefSeq names its product coiled-coil-helix-coiled-coil-helix domain containing 4b (gene chchd4b). Gene Ontology annotation, biological process: protein import into mitochondrial intermembrane space. NCBI's taxonomy places the organism in Eukaryota, Metazoa, Chordata, Actinopteri, Cypriniformes, Cyprinidae. Gene Ontology annotation, cellular component: mitochondrial intermembrane space. Gene Ontology annotation, molecular function: protein-disulfide reductase activity. The record is from RefSeq and is a predicted model, not a curated record.
AUGAUAUUUGAUUUGAUAACGUGGGUUGAAAGCGGCAUGACCAAUGAAUGAAUGACCGUGGGACGAAUCAGAGAUAGCGGGUGAUAUUUUCAUAGGUGAUACCGCAAAAUAUUGGUGAUAAAACGCUGGAAUAUCAGCUCACGCACUGCAUUGUAUCUGCUUUUGCUACAUUUACAAUUUCUGUGUAGAAAGAAAUGACUACAGUCAGCGAGGAAGGGAAGGACCGAGUCAUAUUUGUUACCAAGGAAGAACAUGAAAUUCCUAGCACUGUGAAACUGAAUGAGGAGGAUCCAGAUGAGGACCAUGAAGAAAAAGGUCUCAUAUUGCCGAGUGGUGAGAUAAAUUGGGACUGUCCGUGUUUAGGGGGGAUGGCAAGUGGAGCGUGUGGCGAGCAGUUUAAGACUGCAUUCACCUGCUUCCACUUUAGUCAAGAAGAGGUGAAGGGUUUGGACUGUCUGGAGCAGUUCAGCAGCAUGCAGGAGUGUUUUCGGCAUCAUCCUGAACUCUUCCCUCAGGAAGAUGAUCUUCAAAAUGCCAAUCCUGGAUCAAACGCAGAACAAAAAGACUCUCCUUCCAUCUCUGACUUCAGCACAAGCAAAGAGUCUGACCCUCUGUCCACUGACACGAAUGAUAUGCCUUCACAGCUGCGCGUAGCUAGUUAAAAUUGGAAAGCAACUGAUUUCCAUCUCUAUUUCCACUUUUUUUGUUUUACUUUAAUCUAUUUAUAUCUGUUUUUAAGAUGAGACAUAAAGGAAACAGGGACACUGAAUAAAUGCAGAAAGUAACAAUAUAUGGACUAUAUAUUUUUCCAAUACAUUUUUGAUAUCCUAAAAUAUAUAAUGUGAUAUCUUAAAAAAUGGUAAGACAUACAGAAAAAGGAUCCAUAUAUAGGAUGGAUGUUUUGUUGAACUCUGUCUUAUAGUGUGUUCAGAAAAAUAUCAACUUCAUGUUUAUAAAUUUUGUGUUCUUUUUUCUUUUCUUUUUUAUACUCCUUUUUCAUUCUUGUUCUGUUUUGUUCCUAUAAUCACCUUAAUCCAAGUGUAACUUUGUUACAUAUUGACAUGUGACAGUGUGUGAAUUAAAGUCCACUGAGAUUUACUGUAUUUAAGUGUAAAAUGUGAGAUCAUAUUUUGAUGAAAUGUUAUAAACUCAUCAAUUUGAUAUUGUUUGGUCAUUUAAGUAUAUAUGUAGAGAACUGUGUGCUGCUUUAGUCAAACAGUAUCAAAGUAAUUUAAGGGAGGUUAAUGAAUCACCUUUCACACUGGGUCCAAAAGUUUGAGAUUACAUAAAAAGUUGAAAUUUAAAAUCUUUGAUUCAAAACAUAUGUAUUCCACAUGACAUAUUAAAUGAAGUCAUACCGAUUUGGAAUGACAUGAGGCUGAGUAAAUGGUGACAGAAUUUUUUGGGUGAAAAAAAAAAUUCUCAGUUUUAGAAAAUUCUGUCAGUCAAGGCUCUACUUACAUAAUUAAAUGAGAUAUGUAAAAAAAAA